AUGGCCUCGGAAAGCAACAAGAAGCGCAAGAGGAGCGGAGAGUCCGCGGCCAAGCCCAAGAAAAAGGUCGCCAUCGAUGCGCCUCCCUCGUCAGCUACCGUCUCCUCCGUCCUCCGACCCAAGUUCUGCCCACCCGUCAUAGCUACCAUCCCGGGCUUCGAAUUACCGAAAAAUACCCCCUUUCACUCCUAUGCGCCCAAGAAUGGCGCCAAGUCAAAAACGAAGCAGCCCAAGUCUGCCGGCGAGAAGGAGUUUUUGCUGCACUCGACGGCGCAUCGCAGUCUCGACUACACGGCCAAGGCGGAGGGCUCUAGGGGCAGCAAGCCUGCGCUGAACCACUUCCUCGGCAUCUAUGAUCCCAAGACCGGCAAGCUCCAGGUGGUGGAGGCCAAGAAGAUGACGGUUCGAGGCGCCGUGCGUGCGAAGCAGGCCUCGGCCGCUGCUACGGGCGAGCGCGAUGCUAAACAGACCAUGAUGGAGCUCAAGACGGAUCUCGGCCAGACAUUUGGUACUAAGAAGGCCAAGAAGGCUAUCCAAGAGAACGUCCUCAACGCCAUCGCGCCUCAGAAGAAGGCGGGAGAUGCGCCCACCAAGAUCGACGCGGCAGCUCGCGCCAUGCUCAGCUCGGUCGGAGAAGUCACAUCGACCAUGGCGUCGCGGGAAGAGCUGCAGGCUGUGGUGGACGAGGCCAAGCCCGUGCCCGUCGCCAACGUGGACGCGACCGAGAUCCAAGACGUCUACGACCCCAAGAAGAUUAUCGGCGCCGAUAUCCUCAACCUUGUGCCCGUCCGCGAAUGGCAGGAGAAGGUGCAACAUAAGGAGAGCAUCCAGGUGCCCUCGCGCUUUGUUGCAGCGCGCGUCAACCGGGUGGCUGGCAACGAGGAGGCCGUGACACGACUCCGCGUGCUACGCUACUUCUUCUUCGUCCUCCUCUUCUACCUCCACAGCAAGCCCGGCAAAGCCAGGGGUACACGAAGUAUACCACCCCGUGAGAAGCUCAGAGAGUUUCUGGCGCCAGCGCCCGAGGCCGUCAUCGAGAGCAUCCGGCGCAAGUUCUCGGACCGGGGCGAGAUGCGCAAGUUCCACAUAGACCUGCUGAUGACGCACUGCUGCGUCUUUGCCUGCAUCGUCGACAACUUUGAGGUGGACACGCAGAACCUGCGCGACGACCUCAAGAUUGACCAAAAGACCAUGAACGGCUACUUCCACGAGAUCGGCGGCCGCGUCAAGCCCGUGAGCAACAAGGACACUAAGACGACGGUCCACGUUGCGCGACUUACCCUGCCUCUCAACUUCCCUAAGCAGAGACACAUUGCUCCCAAGCGCCGUUAG
Fusarium falciforme is the source of this 1332-nucleotide messenger RNA. RefSeq lists its product as hypothetical. The record is from RefSeq and is a predicted model, not a curated record. The coding region runs from base 1 to 1332 and encodes 443 amino acids. Gene Ontology annotation, molecular function: DNA binding. Gene Ontology annotation, cellular component: RNA polymerase I complex. Gene Ontology annotation, biological process: transcription elongation by RNA polymerase I; nucleolar large rRNA transcription by RNA polymerase I; RNA polymerase I preinitiation complex assembly. NCBI's taxonomy places the organism in Eukaryota, Fungi, Ascomycota, Sordariomycetes, Hypocreales, Nectriaceae. The transcript has 3 exons.